CAAGCAGACUCUCAAGAGCUGUUUUGUUGUUUGCACUUGAUGAAAAAACACGCAAAGAACCAGCUUUCUGGAAGUGGAAGAAUGCAACGCAUUGUUUCUCAAGCAGGUCUGUACGCAGCUGCAAGACUUUCUUCAGAACCUACGGAAUCUCAUUCAUCGCCAUUGUCUGGUCUGGAUGAAAACCAAGAAUCUGAUCCAUCCAAUGAUUCCACAACGGUUCUGAGAGCACGCAUGUCAGGUGCACUAAAUGCCCUAAGUAUAUCCCCGGAUGGUGAAUCAGUAGCUAUUGCAGGAAGAGAAGUCCUCAAGAUCAUCGCGGUGACAAAGUCCGAAGUAGUUGAGACACUAAACUUGAGAGCUGGAAGUCACUUGAACUUGAAUUAUAGUAGUAACGACGUCAAAUGGGGAAACAAUGCCACCAAAAACAAGGUGGCCACUGCAGCAACAAACGGUGCCAUUAUUUUGUGGGACCUGAACAAAGUAGGACGAAAAGCAGCUGAGCGCGUGAUUAAUGAACAUGCGCGUGCGGUCAAUCGUGUGUGUUUUCAGCCAGAAAAUGGCAAUAUUCUAUUAAGUGCUUCCCAAGAUGGUAGCAUGAAAUGUUGGAAGCUGUCUGGAUUCCAGGAUCUUAGAGACCCUAAGAAUGCUGCUCUCCAUACAUUUGAAGGAAAGUCAGAAGCAGUACGUGAUGUCCAGUUUAAUCCAGUCAUUCAAUAUGAGUUUGCAGCUGCUUUUGAGACCGGCACUAUCCAGAAAUGGGAUAUGCGGAAUCCAAAAGCAAUUUAUGAGCGUAAAGUGAGCGCUCACAAUGGUCCUUGCUUAACCGUUGAUUGGCAUCACGGAGGACGCAUGGUGGCUAGUGGAGGACGUGAUAAGACUAUCAAGGCAAGCGUGUGGGACAUGAGCGCGGACAGUCGAAGACCUCUAUAUUCUAUUCGUACUAUGGCAGCUGUAGCUCGUAUUCAAUGGAGACCAGGAUACGAUGAUGAGAUUGCCUCCUGCGCUCUGCUAACAGACAGUCGGAUUCAUGUUUGGGAUGUGAGACGUCCUAAUAUAGCCAAAUAUGCUUUUGAUGAGCAUGAGACAACUCCUACAGGUUUCUUGUGGCUAAAUUCAGAUACAAUAUAUUCGGUUGCAAAAGACAAAUGGUUCAUCCGACAAGAAAUUCAAGCUGCAUAUCGCCCUGUAGACCUCUUGAAACGAAAUGCCAUUGGAUGGAAUGUCCAGGGAGAUCUGGCUUUUGCAAUUGAUAAAAGUUCUCGUGAAAAUUUUGUAGAUGAAGGACUAUUACCACAAACGGCGGCUUUUAUGUCUAAAAAAUGGCGGCGACCACCCACAAAGCAAUCUGCAGUAGAGGAUGAAAAUUGUGGAAUUGCCCAUAUUCCCUUGUUCGACUUUGAAGCAUUCUCUGUUUUUGCUGAACACUAUCAAGUAUCUGGAAAAGAUGUUGCUGCCUCUUGUGAGAAUAAUAGUCUUGUUGCCUGGAAAAUGGGUAGAUACCGGACAUCACAAACAUGGAAAAUUGUGGCUCUCUUGUUUGAUUCAGAGGAUGAACUAUCUGAGCCUGAUGAUAGAAGACAACAAGAUACUGGACCGGAACGUGGUCUUUUGGAUAUUGAAAAUGAAGAUACAGACAGUGGAGAAUCCAGUGAAACAGAUUCGGAAGAGUCAGAUCAAAAUACAGAUCAAGAUAAAAGGAGUGUCGUUACAAGAUUUAGUGAUUCUUGCUCUGAGGUUGCUGAGUUGUGGCCAACAUGGCAGCAUGAGGGCGUAGUUAUGGAGCUCCUCGAUUAUUAUACAGAACAAGGCGAUGUACAGAUGUGUGUAACUUUAUAUCUUGUACUUGAACGCUAUAUUCACAUUGAUGAUAACCGAGUCGAAGACUGGUUCACUUCUUAUAUUGAUCUUCUCCACCGCUUUAAGCUCUGGUCGCCAGCAACAGUUAUGAUUAAGGCGUGUAGAGUAAAAAGAGUCCGGGAGCGUAAUGAGAAUGCAACUACUAUACAUAUUGCAUGCAACCAUUGCUUCAAAGUUGUUAUGGGUACAACAAAUGGUUCAUGGGCGUGUGAUAAAUGCCGUCGUUUAUUGAAUCCUUGCUCUAUCUGUCAUCAAACUGUACGAGGUCUAUAUGUAUGGUGUCAGGGCUGCAAUCAUGGUGGUCAUUUGGAGCAUAUGCGAGAGUGGUUUUCUAAGGAGACCUUGUGUGCUACUGGCUGUGGUCAUACUUGCGUUUUGACGGCCUCUCUUUCUAGUUAAAUCAUGAACGCAUAUAUUUAUUGCUUGUCUAUUUCCCUACUCUAAUAUUUUAUUUGCUUCCUCUUGCUUGUGCCUCUCC
Phycomyces blakesleeanus NRRL 1555(-) is the source of this 2335-nucleotide messenger RNA. RefSeq lists its product as hypothetical. Lineage: Eukaryota; Fungi; Mucoromycota; Mucoromycetes; Mucorales; Phycomycetaceae. Gene Ontology annotation, biological process: positive regulation of TOR signaling. Bases 40 to 2256 code for a protein of 738 amino acids. The record is from RefSeq and is a predicted model, not a curated record. The transcript has 16 exons. Gene Ontology annotation, molecular function: protein binding.